AUGAAGGUUUUCCUUACAGGUCACCUCGGUCGUUCAGCUGGCUACAGGGGACGCCGAUGGAGCGCUCGAGACGCAAAACGAUGCCUCGACACCGUCAACAAUGUGGUCAACGGGCUGCCGGUUAUCGGACAUGCUAAAGGUGUUGUGCAUUAUAUAGCCGGCGAUACGGAGGGGUGGAAAUCAGGCGAUGAACGCGGCGAGUCGCUCCACGGUUGUCAUCGGAUCUGGUGUCGUGGCCGGGAUCACCACUGGAGGUCUCGCGGCCAUUCCGGCCGGAAUUGCCGCCGGAGCAGCUACGACGGGACGGCCACUCUGAUCACCGACAAGCCACAAGGGAUCAUCGCCGCUUGUGACAAUGUGAUCAAAAUCGAAUGCCGGAAAUAUUUUCGAUGCCCUCGUUCUUCCGGUGGC
Messenger RNA from Mesorhabditis belari, 411 nucleotides. The record is from the annotation of a GenBank genome assembly. Lineage: Eukaryota; Metazoa; Nematoda; Chromadorea; Rhabditida; Rhabditidae.